AAAAUUUCUCUCCCACCCGCUCAGUAUGUCUUCAAGAAAGCAUCCAUCUGUUAACCCCGGGAGUGGCGAGAAAGAUAUAAAAAACAGCAGGAAUAGAGAGAAUAACCAGCACGCCAGUACCGGCCUUCUCAACCUCCAAUUGAGUUACGCCUUGUCCGCUUUCAUCUUCCUCUCACUGUGGCUCCUCCUCCUCCACCGCUUCGCACUCCCAAAAGCCAUUCUUCAAUACAUUAAGAUCGACAGAAAACUCACCACCCAAAAGCCCACAGUUCCCCCCACCUGCGUUGACGCAAACCUCUCCCUGUUCGUCUACGAUCUCCCGCCGGAGUUCAACCUCGGACUCCUCAAGGACUGCCGCCACCUUAACAUGUUCAGGGACAUGUGCCCUCACGUAGCAAACCGCGGCCUCGGCCAGCCCCUCUCCGGCGCCAGCUGGUUCGCCACCAAUCAGUUCACCGCCGAGAUGAUCUUCCACGCACGCGCCGAGAACCAUCCGUGCCGCACGCGCGAUCCCAGUCGGGCCAACCUCUUCUACGUACCCUUCUACGGAGGACUCUACGUCUCCAGCAAGUUCCGUGAGACCAACGUCACGGCACGCGACGCUCUGGUGAUGAUGCUGGCGGAGUAUCUAGAGGCUGAGCCCUGGUGGCAGCGCCGCCACGGGAUGGACCACUUCGUCGUCCUCGGGAGGACUGCUUGGGACUUCAUGAGGGAGAUAGAGGUUAAAAGUGGGGCCGACUACGGCGCCAGCUGCCUUCUGAAAUUGCCACGUGUCAAGAACAUGUCAGCUCUGAUCGUGGAAAGACACCCCUGGCAGGGCUCAAAUCAGCACGGUGUUCCGUAUCCCUCCUACUUUCAUCCCUUCACGUCAGGCGAAAUGCUUGCGUGGCAAAACAAGGUGAGGCUGCAGAGUCGGCCCCACCUGUUCUCCUUCGUUGGGGCCCCGAGGAUCGGCCUCAAGAGGGCCGCCCUCAGGAACGAGGUCAUAAGACAAUGCGACGAAUCAAGUCGGUGCAACCUCGUGAAAUGUGGAUCCGGAACGAGUAGUUGCCACGAGCCGAUGGAGGUGAUGAAAGUGAUGAUGGGGUCGGAGUUUUGUCUGCAAGUGAUCGGGGACUCGUUCACUCGGCGAUCGACGUUCGACUCGGUGCUCGCGGGGUGCAUACCCGUGUUCUUCUCGCCCCACACAGCGUAUUCUCAGUACACAUGGUUCCUCCCUGCGGAUUCAGGCUUGUACUCGGUUUACAUAGAAGCCGGGGCGAAUGGGAGCUUGAGCAGGAGGAGGAUAGAGGAGGAGCUGGUGAAGAUUUCGGCGGAUACUAAAAAAAGAAUGAGGAAUGCGGUGGUGGAGCUGAUCCCAAGUCUCACCUACGCGCACCCAAAUGCCACGGGCUUCGCCUUGCCGGAUGCUGUAGAUGUUGCCCUCGCCGCAUUGUCCAAGCACGUACACACUAAAUUACAACAUAUGGCCGUCUGAAGAGACGCUGUUUGGCUGGCGACUCUAAAAAGGACCCUUUUUUUUUUAUUUUUUAUUUUUGCAUAAAUGAUUUUAUUUUCCCAAUUUAUGUGGCGUAUAUUAUUGAAAGAAAAUGUGAAUUUUUUCAUUAUUGUUAAUUUAUUUAUUUCAUACAAACGUGUAAAUUUACAAAUUAAUUAAGUGUAAUUUUUAAAAAAUUAAUAUAAAAAGUUAAAAAAA
Messenger RNA from Malania oleifera, 1696 nucleotides. RefSeq names its product probable xyloglucan galactosyltransferase GT17. The record is from RefSeq and is a predicted model, not a curated record. NCBI's taxonomy places the organism in Eukaryota, Viridiplantae, Streptophyta, Magnoliopsida, Santalales, Ximeniaceae. Bases 26 to 1477 code for a protein of 483 amino acids. Gene Ontology annotation, molecular function: glycosyltransferase activity. The transcript has a single exon.